Salvelinus fontinalis (brook trout) is the source of this 1912-nucleotide messenger RNA. Its product is annotated as apolipoprotein D-like. Bases 164 to 709 code for a protein of 181 amino acids. The record is from RefSeq and is a predicted model, not a curated record. The transcript is spliced from 5 exons. Lineage: Eukaryota; Metazoa; Chordata; Actinopteri; Salmoniformes; Salmonidae. Gene Ontology annotation, molecular function: lipid binding. Gene Ontology annotation, biological process: lipid transport; tissue regeneration; brain development.
CUGCCUGGUGCUGGGUGCACUCUGUGACGACUUAGACAGACACACAGACUCUGUCAUCCCAAGACUUAAGUCAUGCUGCAACUUUAGGAAAUAUAUUCUGCUGAAUAGACAUAUUUGUGCAGUUCCUAUUUCUUCAUAAAGUGUGUAAAAAGAGCACAGAAAAAUGUUUCCUAUAUUUUGGAUCCUCCUCCUUCUCCCUCUGGUCUCCGCGCAGACAUACCAUUGGGGUCCAUGCCCCACCCCCAGUGUCCAGCCCAACUUUAACCUGCAGCAGUACCUGGGCACGUGGUAUGAGAUAGCGAAACUUCCAGCAUCCUUUGAGAGAGGGAAAUGCAUCCAGGCCGAUUACACUCUGAGGGGAGACGGCACCAUCAGAGUCCUCAACUCCCAGUUCUAUAAAGGUAAGGUGCGGACUGUGGAGGGGACAGCAGUGGUCCAGGACCCAAGAAAACCAGCCAAACUGGGAGUCAGCUUCUCCUACUUCACUCCCUAUAGUCCGUACUGGGUGCUGAGUACUGACUAUGUGAGUGGAGCGGUGGUGUACAGCUGUACUGACGUGUUGAGGAUUUUCCAUGUCGACUACGCCUGGAUCCUGGGACGUUCCCGCUUCUUGCCUGCAGAGGAAGUAGAGUACGCCAGGCAGCUGCUGGCUAAAGAAAACAUUGACACCUUCAAGAUGAGUGUUACUGAUCAAACGGGCUGCGACUAGAUGGAGGUUUAGAGGUCAGCGGUUAGGGUUGUAGGGUUAAAGGGUUAUUUAUGUGUCCACUUCCCUAGUCCUAACGCCGUAGACACUUCUCCCCUACUCCCAAUGCUCUAUCCACAUGUCAUUUAGCCCUACCUCUAUAGUUACAGACAGAAAUACAACUAUCAAAUACUAGACCUAGUAUCCACCUCUCGUGUUUAAUUAAUCAAUAAUUAAUAAUCAAUAAACGAGGGGGUGUGGUAUAUUGCACGACACAUCCGGAGUGCCUGGACAGAGCCCUUAGCCGUGGUAUAUUGGCCAUAUACCACAAACCCCAGAGGUGCCUUAUUGCUAUUAUAAACUGGUUACCAACGUAUUUAGAGCAGUAAAAAUAAUAAUACCCAUGGUAUACACAAUUAUAAUAGAUUAUAUGGAGGAGGUUUAGAGGUCAGCGGUUAGGGUUGUAGGGUUAUUUAUGUGUCCACUUCCCUAGUCCUAAUGCCGUAGACACUUCUCCCCUACUCCCAAUGCUCUAUCCACAUGUCAUUUAGCCCUACCUCUAUAGUUACAGACAGAAAUACAACUAUCAAAUACUAGACCUAGUAUCCACCUCUCGUGUCUAAUUAAUCAAUAAUGCACGAGGGGGUGUGGUAUAUUGCACGACGCAUCUGGAGUGCCUGGACAGAGCCCUUAGCCGUGGUAUAUUGGCCAUAUACCACAAACCCCAGAGGUGCCUUAUUGCUAUUAUAAACUGGUUACCAACAUAAUUAGAGCAGUAAAAAUAAAUGUUUUGUCAUACCCGUGGUAUACGGUCUGAUAUACCACGGCUGUUAGCCAAUCAGCAUUCAGGGCUCAAACCACCCAGUUUAUAAUAGUUUAUAUACACUGACAGUUGGUCUUAUAAUCUUACCAUCCAACAUAUCACUACCUACCAUCUCAUUUAGACUAUACGUAUUAUAUAUUUGAAACGUUAUGGUCUGUAGUUGGAGAUCUGUUAGUUUAUAAGGUAGUUUGAUUGAUUAAAUGUCCAGCUAUGUAACGAUGGUGACGGUUUCUUCAUGGGAUGAAUAGAAUGCUGACAGUAUGAGUCAAUUCUCUGGCUUCAAAUUGAAGCCAUGGGGUUUCUGUAUAUUGGGAAUUAAAGUUUUGUUUUGAAGUCAAACUGUUGACUGUCUUUUCUCCUGCAAGAGUGGUUAGAUUGCGAUUGGGACAAGUGAUGACAAGCUG